This is a messenger RNA of Dermochelys coriacea (leatherback sea turtle), 3875 nucleotides long. RefSeq names its product G protein-activated inward rectifier potassium channel 1-like. The transcript has a single exon. Gene Ontology annotation, cellular component: plasma membrane. The record is from RefSeq and is a predicted model, not a curated record. Gene Ontology annotation, molecular function: G-protein activated inward rectifier potassium channel activity. Gene Ontology annotation, biological process: regulation of monoatomic ion transmembrane transport; potassium ion import across plasma membrane. The coding region runs from base 783 to 1670 and encodes 295 amino acids. Lineage: Eukaryota; Metazoa; Chordata; Testudines; Dermochelyidae.
UAAGAGCAGGAAAGGCUACGCUGUGUCCCUGGCGCUUAUUCUUAUGUUUGCCGUGUUUUGUACAAUAUGUGAUAGCAAAAAAUCGCCCUUUGGUGUAGGUUUCGCCGCCAGAUUGGCUUGUACCCGGCGUCUCUGGCAGCGCCUGUUCCUCCAUCCCAACUAGAAUGGAUUCACACCCCGCAGAAUAAAUCCCGGAGAAUCAGCCCGGGUGGGGGGGUCAGAAAUUCUUCACUUCCCCUAACCCUGUGAUAACCAGCGUGGGGGGGAAGCCCCGGCUCAGCCCUACUCUCUGCUGCUGGGUCGCUCUCUUCCCCGGUCCGUUGCUUCAUGAAUCUGGACGUGCCUCCUCCCCAGGGGAUCAGACAGCAGGAGCUGCGCUCGCUGAUAGGUGCAGAGGCUUUGGGGGCGCAGAUCAGACACCGGGAGGGAGGGGUGGCAGCCCUUCCCCGCCCCCAACAUUCACAUCUCAGCCACUUUCCUGCGAGCUCCACAACCUGCCGAGCUUUGGGCGCGAGGGCUGAGCCUCUCUCUGCUCCGCUCCUGGGCUGAAGCGCCAACAGGAGGCAGCGUUCUCGGGAAGGUGGGGCGCUCAGUGAGCGGAGCCCGGCUCCGAGGCGUACCGGACAAAGGAAAGCCGGAGCCCCGGCGGCACCCUUCGCCCCCCAUAGGGGAGAGAUCCCUGGCUCCCGGACUCCGCUGCUGCUGGCAGCCCUGCGCUGGGCGCCCCAGACAAAGGGCCUGUCUAGCCGGGGAGCUAUCUGCCGGCCCGCCCUCGGCACGGCAUGUCGGCAGUGCGCAGAUACCUCUGGGACGAGUACCAGGCGGUGGGCGCCGCCCGGGGCAGCGCCCGCAGGAAGCGGCAGCGCUUCGUGGACAAGAACGGGCGCUGCAACGUGCAGCACGGGAACCUGGGCGGCGAGAGCAGCCGCUACCUCUCCGACCUCUUCACCACGCUGGUGGACCUCAAGUGGCGCUGGAAUCUGCUCAUCUUCCUGCUGACCUACACGGUAGCCUGGCUGGUCAUGGCCUCCAUGUGGUGGGGCAUCGCCUACCUGCGGGGCGACCUGCACCGCGCCCACGACCAGAGCUACCACCCCUGCGUGGCCAACGUGUACAACUUCCCCUCCGCCUUCCUCUUCUUCAUCGAGACCGAGGCCACCAUCGGCUACGGGCACCGGUACAUCACCGAGCGCUGCCCCGAGGGCAUCGUGCUCUUCCUCUUCCAGUCCCUGCUCGGCUCCAUCGUGGACGCCUUCCUCAUCGGCUGCAUGUUCAUCAAGAUGUCCCAGCCCAAGAAGCGAGCCGAGACACUCAUGUUCAGCCGGGCCGCCGUCAUAUCCCAGCGGGACGGCAGGCUGUGCCUCAUGUUCCGAGUGGGCAACCUGCGCAACAGCCACAUGGUCUCCGCUCAGAUCCGCUGCAAGCUCAUCAAGGUGAGCCUGGAGGGGGGGAGAAAAGGGGCCGGGGAGCGGGGAUGGCUUUGGCGACGGGUUUGGGGACUGGACUGGAAAAAGAGUCUCCAGAGGGUUAAAUCACAGGAGGCUUCUCCAGCAGUCAGAGGCAGCAAUGACUUUAUCAAACCCGUGCCACAGGCCUACUCUGUUCUUCGAGCUUUGCCUCAGAGGUUUGUACAAUGGGUGGGACCGAGCAGCCUGUCUGAUUCUCAUUGAGCCGCUUUCUAAGGGGGUUAACCCUUUAACCAUCCUCCAGUGACACCUAGCUUUACAGUGAGGCAAAACUCAGUCGGCGAGCGCCCCCCUUACGUUCUUUCCCCUUUGGGAUAGUGCCGGAUUUUCACGUGGGCGCUGACACUUACACCUUCCCUCGAACGCUAGCGAUUUAUGCAGCUGGAAACUCGGUUCUCUUCACUAGACUCUGAGGCUGAAUGUUUGUUUGGUGGGCCAGGGAGAAGGAUGUAGUACCUGUAGAACACUCUGAAGCAGCUAAGCGGGAAUCUUUUUCAGGGUGCUCAGAAAAUGAGGAGUGAGAGAGUUGAAUAUGAGAGGAGUUGAAAAUGGAAGUCUGAGGGAAGGAUGAAAACCUUAUUUUGGUCCAAGAAAUUGGGAGAGGGGACAUUUGCAGCCUGGUGCCUUCAAAGGUGGUGGUUUUGGUGUGUGGUUUGUGUUUUUGUUUUUUUGUUUUUUUAAAUCGGAAACACAAACCAGUGCAACUUUAUAGAACUUUCCAGGGAGCACUUCUCUUUUCAGCUGUAUGUUGUGAAACUGACUGGGAAAUAAAGUAGUUUAGUAAGGAAGACAUUAAUCAGCAGCUACUCAAUUACCAUUGGGAAAUUGUGACAAUCGGGGUCCAGAUACCCUAUGGGUGAACAGCAGGGCUGAACCCACAGAGAAUUGUGUACAAUGUUACUGAGUUUGUAAAGUAAGGGUUUUUUAUGAGAGCUUGUAAUGAUCUGUACUUGGGAGUCAUUAGGAGAUGUGUACAGGUCACUUGUAAAACAUUGUAAUUGUAACUAGGAUGCAACUGCAGUUUCAUCUCACAACAGGAAAUGAAAUAAUCAGGUAGGGCGCAGGCUAGUUGUUUUCACAAAACUAACUGCAAGCACCUAGCAUCCUACAACCUAGGGAAAAACAAUACUGGACCAUUAAGGUCCUGUUAAAAGUGAAAUGUAUCCAGAAACUGAAGGCCAGCAUUUAAGCAAGGGUGCUGUCCCUGAAAGAUUGGAUGCCAUCUAGGACAUAGAGCAUGCUUGGAAACUGUUCAGAGGCAAUAGGAAAGGUGUAUUAGAAAAGGAAAUUUAGCUAAUAUAGAAGUGUAAAGCCUGAGAUUUUGUCUUUAUGUUCUGUGUAACUUAUGUGUUUUGCUUUUCCUUACUAUUUCAUCUUUGAAUCUAUGAUUUCUUUUCUAUUAAAUAAACUUUUUUUGUUUGUUUGUUUUGUUUUUAUCCCAAGCAAGUCUCUGGUAUGCAAACUGUGCGGAAUAUGUGUCCCUAAGUGAACUGCUAACUGGGUUCAGGUUUUACUCUUUUGGGCAUGACAAACCAGAGGGCAAAAGUCUGAAUAUCUGGUAGUUAAGAACUCAAGGAAACUGAUUGGGGGGGGUUGGGAUCAGAAGGGUUAGGGAGGUCACCCUGCAAGAAGGACAAGGGAGGGUGGAAGCCAGGGUUGAGAUUUUAUACUUGUAGGCUGGCUACUGGUCUCAGAACUCUAAGCCAUAACAGCAUAGCAUUAAGGCAUCCAAAGCUUCAAAGCAGGUGCUGACAGAACCCCUUACUGGGUGAUCCCCAGAAAUGUACUAUUUGUUACUUGUAGGUGUUUGGAAAUAUAAAAAUGAUUAAAAACUGAUAUUCAUAGUAUUAAUCAUAGAAGUAAUAUGAACCAUUACAGAGAAUAAACCCCAAAGCUUCUCUGCUUUACACUUGAAUGCAAGUUUCUUUAAGAGAGUUAGCCUGUUUUUUACCCAUCCUGUAAGGAUUUUCCUAUCACGGUUAGAGAUUUGCACAUUGGCAAGCUUUGUUCUGUUUUCUCAUGUAACAGUGUCUUCUUAAAACACAAGAAUAACAUGGAAGGAUAAAACACUAAAGAAAGAGUCCUUCUCUAAAGAGCAGAGACUAACAAUUUCUGCAUAUGAGUUAGAUGGGAUUUUCCAUUUUUAAAGUUAUGCUGAAAUUCACAAAGAGACUCCUUUAGGAUGGUUUUAUCAGUAAACCAGUAUAAAACUAAGCAUUAUUGAGGGGUGAAAUCUCUUGAUUCCAACUAAAAGAUGAACCAGUACUCUUCUAUGAAUACCAGCUACAGUAAGCAUGUUUUAUGCCAUUUAAUUUAAAGGAGGUAAAAGACAAAAAACGUACUGUUCCAUCCGGCAUUUCUGUUAUCAUUUGAGGGAAUUUGCUAACUAGUUUGGACAAAUAAAAGAAG